CAAGACUUCGCCCAUUUGUAGCUCAUACUUGUACACAAAUGUUGUUAUCUGAUAUGUGGAUGGGAAGGCUGAACAUGCGGAAGAAUUCAUGGUACAAGGUACAGACAUGUACAAGGCAGAAAACAGGUGAUCUUGAGCAUUUUGCUUCCCCCUGCCAUACUGUUAUUGGAAUAUAAGACUAAGGCUGAAAUGUCCCAUAUUCCGCAGUCUCAAGAUGCACACCAAAUGACAAUGGAAGAUAGUGAAAACAACUUCCAGAAUGCAGUAGAUGAAAUACCUAUGGAAGUAUUUAAAGAAGUAAAAAUCUUGGACAGUUCUGAAGAAAAGCAUGACCUGGAGACACCAACGAAACCGAAGAGGCUUCCAAUUACACAGAAGUUUUAUGCAUUCUAUCAUGCACCAAUUGUGAAAUUCUGGUUUAACACGCUGGCAUACUUAGGAUUUCUCAUGCUCUACACAUAUGUCGUGCUUGUGAAAAUGGAGGAGUUACCAUCAGUUCAAGAAUGGAUUGUUAUUGCUUACAUUUUUACAUCAGCCAUUGAAAAGAUUCGUGAGAUCUUUAUGUCAGAGGCUGGAAAGAUUAACCAAAAGGUUAAAGUGUGGUUCAGUGACUACUUCAAUGUCAGUGAUACAAUUGCCAUCGUUACUUUCUUCAUCGGGUUUGCACUAAGGUUUGGAGCAAAAGGGAACUUUCAUGAUGAUACUUAUAAAAAAAAUUACAUAUUUGUUUCUGGAAGAAUAACAUACUGUCUAAAUAUUAUAUUUUGGUAUGUGCGAUUACUGGAUUUUUUGGCGGUAAAUCAACAGGCUGGCCCUUAUGUCAUGAUGAUUGGGAAAAUGGUGGCCAACAUGUUUUACAUUGUGGUGAUUAUGGCACUUGUGCUGCUUAGUUUUGGUGUUCCCAGGAAAGCAAUACUGUAUCCUAAUGAAGCACCGUCUUGGACCCUUGCUAAGGAUAUUGUGUUUCAUCCAUACUGGAUGAUUUUUGGUGAAGUUUAUGCAUAUGAAAUUGAUGUGUGUGCAAAUAAAUCAGAGGUUGAUCAUCUCUGUGGACCUGGAACAUGGUUGACCCCAUUUCUUCAAGCUGUCUACCUCUUUGUACAAUACAUUAUUAUGGUUAAUCUCCUUAUUGCAUUUUUCAACAAUGUAUAUUUACAAGUAAAGGCAAUUUCAAAUAUUGUAUGGAAGUAUCAGCGUUAUCAUUUCAUCAUGGCCUACCAUGAAAAGCCUGUUCUGCCUCCACCUCUCAUUAUUCUUAGUCACAUGGCUUCCUUAUUUUGUUGUAUAUGUAAGAGAAGAAAGAAAGACAAGACCUCAAAUGGGCCAAAACUCUUCCUAACUGAAGAAGACCAAAAAAAGCUUCAUGACUUUGAAGAGUUAUGUGUUGAGAUGUAUUUUAAUGAAAAGGAUGAUAAAUUCCACUCUGGCAGUGAAGAGAGAAUCCGAGUCACUUUUGAACGGGUUGAGCAUAUGUGCAUUCAAAUAAAAGAAGUUGGUGAUCGAGUCAAUUACAUCAAACGAUCAUUGCAGUCUUUAGAUUCCCAGAUUGGCCAUUUACAGGACCUCUCUGCUCUGACUGUGGACACUCUAAAAACACUAACUGCACAAAAGGCUUCAGAAGCUAGCAAGGUCCAUAAUGAAAUUACACGGGAGUUGAGCAUUUCAAAGCAUUUGGCACAAAACCUUAUUGAUGAUGGCCCUUUAAGGUCUUCUGUGUGGAAAAAACAUAGCAUAGGAAAUAUUUUUGGUUCUUCUUUUCCACAAGGUGGCCUUGAGAGUAAUAAUGCUUUACUCUGUAACAUUUCUACACGCAAUGAAAGAAACACCCAAUAUAUGAUGGGUCAGGAUUUAGAUCCUGUUCCCAGGAGCGAAGAACUACUUUUACAAGAGGCAGGUUCCUCAGGCAGUGCCUUAUUUCCAAGUGCUGUUAUUCCUCCAGAACUUCGACAAAGAGUACAGGGUGCAGAGAUCUCAAAAUGCAUUAAUAAAAAUAAAAAACUAGGCAACUCAUCAAACAGCAUGCCACAUCUGACAUCAUCAACAACUAAAUUUUUUGUUAGCACUCCAUCUCAGCCCAAUUGCAAAAGUCAGCUGGAAUCUACAGCAAAGCAAGAAGAAGCUAUUUGCUCUAAGGCUACAGAAGGAGAUAAUAAUGUAGAAUUUGGUGCAUUUGUAGGUCACAGAGACAGCAUGGAGUUACAGCGGUUUAAAGAAAUAGCAAACAAAGAAAAAAAUAAUAUUGAGGAGCAACAAGAAGACUUUAAGAAAGCUAUUCUAGAGGGUAUAGAGAUGACCAGACACCAGGACGGUCUUCAAACUGACUGUAAUUUGAGACAGACUAACUCUUGCAGUGGAUUUGCUGAAUAUCUUGAAAACUCUUUGGCAGGUCAUUCGGAACAGUUGUAUAGCAUGAGUAGAAGAGCAUCAACUGAAGAAAGUCAUCAAGUAGACUCUAAAGCAGCCUUGCUCCCGGAUUGGGUACAAGGUAGACCUUCAAAUAGUAGUCAAAUGCCUUCUGAUGAAGAUGCGUUGAAUGGUAUUGCUUCUCCUUUUAAGCCAAUAAUGGAUAUCAAUUACUACUACUCAGCUGUAGAAAGAAAUAAUUUGAUGAGGUUAUCACAGAGCAUUCCAUUCACUCCUGUGCCUCCAAGAGGUGAGCCAGUCACUGUGUAUCGCCUUGAAGAAAGUUCUCCCAACACCUUGAACAACAGCAUGUCUUCCUGGUCACAGCUAGGACUCUGUGCAAAAAUUGAAUUUUUAAGUAAAGAAGAGAUGGGUGGUGGUUUACGUCGAGCUGUUAAAGUAGUAUGCACGUGGUCAGAAUAUGAUAUCUUGAAAUCAGGACAUCUUUAUAUCAUCAAAUCUUUUCUUCCUGAAGUUGUGAAUACUUGGUCGAGCAUCUACAAAGAAGACACGGUGUUACACCUCUGUUUGAGAGAAAUUCAACAGCAGAGGGCAGCACAAAAGCUCACAUUUGCUUUCAAUCAAAUGAAGCCUAAAUCCAUUCCAUAUUCUCCAAGGUUCCUGGAAGUUUUCUUGUUAUAUUGCCACUCAGCUGGACAGUGGUUUGCCGUUGAAGAGUGCAUGACUGGAGAGUUUGGAAAAUACAACAAUAACAAUGGUGAUGAAAUAAUUCCAACAAAUAUGCUAGAGGAGGUCAUGCUAGCUUUCAGCCACUGGACUUACGAAUAUACAAGGGGGGAGUUGUUGGUACUUGAUUUGCAAGGUGUAGGUGAAAAUUUGACAGAUCCUUCUGUUAUAAAGGCUGGAGAAAAAAGGUCUUAUGAUAUGGUGUUUGGUCCAGCCAAUCUAGGAGAAGAUGCAAUCAAAAACUUCAGAGCUAAACACCACUGUACUUCCUGCUGCAGGAAGCUUAAACUUCCUGAUCUGAAGAGGAACGACUAUACACCUGACAAAAUCAUAUUUCCUCAGGAUGAUUCGCCAGAAUUGACAAUUCAGCCAGGAAGCUGCACCAAAGAAUCAGAAUCAACUAAUUCUAUUCGUCUAAUGCUGUAAUGACAUGACCAAAUCAUUGGCUUCACUUAAACUUUACAAAAUGUCAUAAAGUUGUCACUUACUAUUCUCCACUGAAAUUUAGUUUAUAUUAGAUGAAAGAGCUAUCAGAAUAAGGAACUAUACAUUUUAAGUGGAAUUUUGAUGGACAGUCUAUCAGCUAGGGGACCUGACAACUUGUGGUAACCCCCUACAGAGAAUAGCUGGCAGCUGGUCAUUUUAAAGGUUCAAUAAUGGCAAGCAUUUAUGAUGUGUUUUUAAAAGGGGCUUUUUAGCAGAAGCUUUAUCUUUAAUUUUAUUUUGGUUUAGUGGAGGAUCUUUUCUCUCAUCCUGUGGUGCAAUAUACCCUUGACCAAAAGAAUUUUGGGGGUCUGAUAUUUUAAAGGCAAAAAUGUCUGUUUGGCAGGUGGUUGACUGUCAGCCAGCCAAAAAAAAUGAAGAAAGCACCCUUCCUCUUAAUGUUAGAUGAUUCCCUAAGAAGUUAUAGAGGUAUCCCACUAAUGUUUUUUCACUUGAUGCCGUAUGUAUUUCAUCUGGCCCUUUGGAAGGGAACAGAUCCAAAGGAACUAGAUUCAGUGCCAGUAGGCUAAGGUUGAAGGCAGAAAUUGAUCUAUUCCAAUAGAGUUUGUCUCCUAAAUCGGGAUUUAGCUUCACAGGUGUGAAGCCUGUUUUUGUGGAAUAGAGCUGUAAUAGUGCACAAUGAAAUUUCUUAUUUUAUACAUUUCAUUUUUAUCAAGUCACUGUCAAUUAGUAACAAAUAAAGCCAUGGUAGACUGGUAUAAUCACAUUAUAUAGAAGAAAGUAGAACGUACUGGUCCAAAUAAGUUGCCUUGUAAGAAAACAAGUUGGGGAAGUGUUUGUUUUUUCUUGUAUGUAGUGACUGCUUCAGAAGUUAUUCCUUCCAAAGAUCUCGUAAAACCAGUAUAUCAAAGCUGAAUGUACACAUGAACCUUUAAAUGUGUUUAAAAUUGUGUAGAAACAUCUUUAAUGUUACGUUAUUUGUGGUACUUAUUUUAAAAAAAGGCUAGGGUCGGAUUAGCAUUAUGUAAAGUAUGGGAAAUUGCAAUGCACCUUUACGCCAAUAAAAUGUAAUUUAACUGUCCCAAAUAUUGUUGAGAAUUCAGCAAGAAAAACCUGUUGUCCACCUGAAGGUUCAUGCUGCGAUAUUUUGUUUUGUUUUGUUUUUUGUUACAUAGGUACUAAUUUGUAAUUUUUAAUUGAAGGGCAAUAUAAAGCUCUGUAAAUUUUUUUUUAUUCAGUAGUGUAUCUUAUAGAUACAGACCUAAGGCACGAACACACUAGCUGUUUAAAUGGUGUUUUAUGUUGAUGGGGGGAAAGGAAGGUGUAUUAAAGAUAUAAUAGUGUAUACAUUUUGUAUAUUAUUCAAUCUUUAAAGAAUCUGAAAUAAAUUUAUUCUUGUU
Alligator sinensis (Chinese alligator) is the source of this 4934-nucleotide messenger RNA. RefSeq names its product transient receptor potential cation channel subfamily M member 7 (gene TRPM7). Gene Ontology annotation, biological process: protein tetramerization; monoatomic cation homeostasis; calcium ion transport. Lineage: Eukaryota; Metazoa; Chordata; Crocodylia; Alligatoridae. Gene Ontology annotation, cellular component: membrane. Gene Ontology annotation, molecular function: protein serine/threonine kinase activity; calcium channel activity; ATP binding. The coding region runs from base 190 to 3516 and encodes 1108 amino acids. The transcript has 25 exons. The record is from RefSeq and is a predicted model, not a curated record.